AUGUUCAAGCGGCUCCUCAUCUUCUUCUCUCUGAGUGCUCUGGCACUCGGAGAGAUCAAGCACUUCAACUGCUCAUCAACGGCACACGACGAGAUCAUCAAGGCGCACGCCGACAUGGCGUCAGGGGCGCGCAUCGGGUCGGCGGCGGCGCGGGCGUUCCUGGAGGCGCGGCAGAACUCGCCCAUCGCCGUCGACACGUACUUCCACGUAGUGACGACGAACGCCAACAAGGGCAAGUACUCGAACUGGCAGAAGAUGGCGCAGGACCAGGUGGGGGUGAUGAACAAGGCGUACAACUCGCACGGCAUCAGCUUCUCGCUGAAAGGGUCGGAGCUGACGGUCAACGACAAGUGGGCCGUCGGCGCUGACGGCGACAUGGACGCCAUGAAGAAGGCGCUGCGCAAGGGCUCGUACCGCUCGCUCAACAUCUACUUCCACUCGGACCUGCAGGGCGGCAUCCUCGGCGUCUGCACCAUGCCAAGCUCCAUCGGCAGCAACCCGACGCCCGCCACGUACCAGAAGGACGGCUGCAACGUCCAGGCCGGCACUAUGCCGGGCGGGAGCACUCUGGGGUACAACCAGGGCAUGACGGCCGUGCACGAGACGGGUCACUGGAUGGGCUUGCUGCACACGUUCGAGGGCAACUCGUGCUCUGGUGAUGGCGACUUCAUUGCUGAUACCCGCGCCGAGAAGCAGCAGACGGACGGCUGCCCCAUCGGCAAGAACACCUGCCCCGGCGUCGCCGGCGUCGACCCCAUCCACAACUACAUGGACUACAGCAUCGACGCGUGCUACGAGGACUUCACCGCCGGCCAGGAGGCGCGGAUGAAGCAGCUUUGGGCUCAGUUCAGGGACGGGAAAUGA
This is a messenger RNA of Lasiodiplodia theobromae, 864 nucleotides long. Its product is annotated as Peptidase M43. NCBI's taxonomy places the organism in Eukaryota, Fungi, Ascomycota, Dothideomycetes, Botryosphaeriales, Botryosphaeriaceae. The transcript has a single exon. Bases 1 to 864 code for a protein of 287 amino acids. The record is from RefSeq and is a predicted model, not a curated record. Gene Ontology annotation, molecular function: metallopeptidase activity.